Molecule: messenger RNA, 1211 nt
Organism: Pygocentrus nattereri (red-bellied piranha)
Lineage: Eukaryota; Metazoa; Chordata; Actinopteri; Characiformes; Serrasalmidae
Product: glyceraldehyde-3-phosphate dehydrogenase
Exons: 12
Coding region: 59-1060 (333 amino acids)
Biological process (GO): glucose metabolic process
Molecular function (GO): NAD binding; oxidoreductase activity, acting on the aldehyde or oxo group of donors, NAD or NADP as acceptor; NADP binding
Source: RefSeq, a predicted model, not a curated record
AGCAAGGACUACCUGAACAGAGGCUGCCUGCACACGGAGCUGACCUGAGCCAGCUAAAAUGGUCAAAGUUGGAAUCAACGGAUUUGGCCGUAUUGGACGUCUGGUGACUCGGAUUGCCUUCCUGACUGGAAAAGUCGACAUUGUGGCCAUCAAUGACCCCUUCAUUGAUGUUGACUACAUGGUGUAUAUGUUCACUUAUGAUUCCACCCAUGGCCGCUUCAAAGGUGAGGUGAGGAGCGAGGGUGGCAAGCUCAUCAUCAACAACCAUGCCAUCAUGGUCUUCUCAGAGAAGGACCCAUCCAACAUUAAAUGGGCUGACACUGGCGUGGAGUAUGUUGUUGAAUCCACUGGUGUGUUCACCACUGUUGAGAAGGCCUCUGCUCAUCUGAAGGGAGGUGCUAAGAGAGUCAUCAUCUCCGCCCCCAGUGCAGAUGCUCCCAUGUUUGUGAUGGGUGUCAAUCAGAAUGUCUAUGACAGAUCCAUGAAUGUGGUCAGCAAUGCUUCCUGCACAACAAAUUGCCUUGCUCCUCUGGCCAAGGUCAUCCACGAUAAUUUUGGCAUCAUUGAGGGACUCAUGAGCACAGUGCAUGCAAUCACAGCCACGCAGAAGACUGUGGACGGCCCAUCUGGUAAGCUGUGGAGAGACGGGCGCGGUGCCAGCCAGAACAUCAUUCCUGCCUCCACUGGAGCAGCCAAGGCUGUGGGCAAAGUCAUCCCAGAGCUCAACGGUAAGCUGACGGGCAUGGCCUUCCGUGUCCCCACCCCCAAUGUGUCUGUUGUGGAUUUGACAGUGCGUCUGGAAAAGCGAGCUAAAUAUGAAAGCAUAAAGAAGGUGGUAAAGGCUGCAGCAGAAGGCCCGCUCAGGGGAAUUCUGGGAUACACUGAGGAACAGCUGGUAUCCACAGACUUCAAUGGUGACUCUCACUCUUCAUACUUUGAUGCUAGUGCUGGCAUUGCACUCUCCGACAACUUUGUCAAGCUGGUGACAUGGUAUGACAAUGAAUAUGGCUACAGCAGCCGUGUGGUAGACCUCAUGGUCUACAUGUACUCCAGAGAGUAAAACUAAUAUACCUCAAAGUUCCUGGUCACCUCAGAAAGAUCAAUUCUGAAGAACAAGUCAUCGCUGGCAACUUUUUUAUGACGCUGUAUAGUUUGAAAUGUGAUGUCUUGUUUGAAUGUCAUGUAUCCCAGUAAAAGUCCUCUGUUCAUGG